This is a messenger RNA of Akanthomyces muscarius, 666 nucleotides long. RefSeq lists its product as uncharacterized. Lineage: Eukaryota; Fungi; Ascomycota; Sordariomycetes; Hypocreales; Cordycipitaceae. The transcript has a single exon. The record is from RefSeq and is a predicted model, not a curated record. The coding region runs from base 1 to 666 and encodes 221 amino acids.
AUGGUCGUCAAUGACUUCAAGGGCGAGCCGCCCGCCGCCGCCUACUCGCUACGGACCGUCGCGUCCAGCCAGUCUGGCCAUCGCCAGACCGUGCCCUCCGAGGCCGAAGAGCUCGACAGUGCAGCAGCCCACGAGCUACAAGACCUGCCUCCUCCAUACGAAGCCUCUCUCCACCACCACCACAACUCCACCACCGCCGCUGCCGUCGUCGCUGCAUCCCCCGACGACGCCAGCACCACCACCACCAGCAGCACGCACGGCGAUGAGUCGGCCGCCAUGGUCCGCCGGACGAGCCGCAGCACGGACAAGUCCGACGACAGCGCCGCCGCCGCCUCCGGAUACCAGCGCACGGCAAAGAUGACGUGGGAGGAAAAGGACGCCAGCGGGUACUGGGCCAAGCACGACAACGAGACGGGCGCGUGCUGCUCGCGCCGCGGCGGCUGCCUCUUCUCCGACCGCGAUGCGUGCUGCUUCUCCGACCGCGACGCCUGCUGCUUCUCGGAUCGCGACGCCUGCUGCUUCUCGGAUCGCGGAGCGUGCUGUUUUUCGGACAACGGCGGCUGCUGCUUCUCGGACAAUGGCUCCUGCUGUUUCAGUGGCACGGCGCCUGGGGAGAGAUGGAAGCCAGUUCCGUCCUUUGGGACACUGUUUAAAGGAUUUUGCUGA